Molecule: messenger RNA, 1102 nt
Organism: Ricinus communis (castor bean)
Lineage: Eukaryota; Viridiplantae; Streptophyta; Magnoliopsida; Malpighiales; Euphorbiaceae
Exons: 4
Coding region: 94-909 (271 amino acids)
Cellular component (GO): chloroplast thylakoid
Source: RefSeq, a predicted model, not a curated record
AUCCAUUUCUUAGAUUCUGGUUGCCUGUCAUCCUCUCACUCUCUCUCUUUCUCUCUCUGCUAUUGCCUGUGCCAAGAAACAGAGAAGAAGAGCAUGGCCACCACCACACUCACCCUUCUUAGAUCUCCUGUUCUUGCUAGGAAGCUUCCAUAUAUACACUCAAAGUUUCCAUCUCUUCCUAAACCAUCAAAACUAGAUCUUUCUAAGAAGGAAUCCAGUAAACUACUCAAUGAAAAUAUUCACCAAUUAAUAAGUUCAGCAUCCCUUCCCAUUACAGCAUUCUCUUUACCCUUGUUUUUAGAUGCCAAGGAUGCAUUUGCUGUUGGUGGAGAGUUUGGGAUAUUGGAAGGAAAAACAUUUGCACUCAUACAUCCUGCUGUGAUGGGGCUUUUGUUCUUCUACACGUUGUGGGCUGGGUAUUUGGGUUGGCAAUGGAGGCGAGUCAGGACUAUACAGAACGAGAUCAGUGAGCUCAAGAAACAAGUCAAACCUGCUGCAGUUACCCCCGAUGGGAAACCUGUCGAAGCUCCACCUUCUCCUGUUGAACUCAAGAUCCAGCAACUCACCGAGGAGAGGAAGGAGUUGAUAAAAGGAUCAUACAAGGACAGGCAUUUCAAUGCAGGAUCAAUAUUGCUUGGAUUUGGAGUUCUUGAAUCAAUUGGUGGAGGACUCAACACUUGGUUUAGGACAGGAAAACUGUUCCCCGGACCCCAUUUGUUUGCUGGAGCAGGCAUCACAGUUCUAUGGGCGGUGGCAGCAGCUCUAGUGCCUGCAAUGCAGAAAGGGAAUGAGACGGCAAGGAAUCUUCACAUCGCAUUGAAUGCACUAAACGUUCUGCUCUUUAUAUGGCAAAUACCCACUGGAUUUGAAAUAGUUUUAAAAGUAUUUGAAUUCACUAAAUGGCCUUGAAGAAUUGCAGGUAUUACUCCCAACUAUGAAAUCCCAUACAGGCAAAGCAAGGUAUUACUUUUUUCUCAAGUAAAGUGGUUUAAUGCGAUAGAUAAGUACAUUUUUUUUUUCCACUGGGCCACUACCCCUGUCAUUUUUUCAUGCCCUUGUAUAAAUAUAUAUAAUUACAUAUGUCUCGUGAGAGAAUUUAGCA